UAUUCAAAAGUUACAUUUUUAUAUGAUAAAAUAAUAAUCAUCUUAUAAAAAGUAAUUAUUUUUUGGAUUUCGCUUCCAUUCGUAUCAAACCCAUUCACUUGUCCAGACCCUCUUCACACACAAAUAAUGAUUCAAGUUCUAACACCCAUUUUCAUCUUCCUGGUUUUAUACCUUUUGUGGAAUGUUUACAAGAACCAGAAAACUAGAAGAAGCAAAAUUAAUCUUCCACCGGGAAGCUUCGGAUGGCCGUUUCUCGGAGAAUCUCUCGCGCUGCUACGUGCACAUUGGGAUGGAGUUCCAGAAAGAUUCGUUGAAGAACGGAUCCAGAAACACGGAAGCCCUCUAGUGUUUAAGACGUUGUUACUUGGCGAACGUAUGGCGGUGUUGUGUGGUCCUGCUGGUAACAAAUUCGUGUUUGGGAACGAAAACAAGCUGGUGGCGGCCUGGUGGCCUUUGCCGAUGAGAAAGCUAUUUGGCAGGUGCUUGGUAACAAUUCGUGGCGAUGAAGCAAAGUGGACGAGAAAGAUGUUGUUAUCGUAUCUUGGUCCUGAUGCUUUCGCGACUCGCUAUGCUGCCACCAUGGACGUCGUCACCCGUCGCCAUAUCGAACUUCAUUGGCAAGGGACACGCUUUUAUAGCGCAAAUAAUGCAGCAAACGCCAUUAGGACGGAACUCAUGAUGAUUAUCAAGGCAAGAAGAAUGGAACUUGAAGAAGGAAAGGUUUCAUCUUCACAAGACCUCUUAUCACAUUUUCUUACAUUUUUUGACGAAAAUGGUAGGUAUUUAACUGAGAAAGAUAUCGCAAACAACAUAUUGUUACUACUGUUUGCUGGUCAUGACACCUCUACUGUUUCUAUCACUUUGCUUAUCAAGAGUCUUGGUGAACACCCCGAUGUUUAUGACAAGGUGUUGAAAGAGCAGUUAGAGAUUUCUAAGGCAAAAGAAGCCAGGGAAUUGCUGAAUUGGGAUGACAUACAAAAGAUGAGAUACUCUUGGAAUGUAGUAUCUGAAGUCAUGAGACUAAAUCCACCUGCCACUGGAGCCUUUCGAGAGGCCUUGGUGGAUAUAGAAUAUGCAGGUUAUACUAUCCCCAAAGGAUGGAAGAUAUACUUGAGUGUUGCAUCAACACAUAAGGACAUGGCUAACUUUGAGGAUGUGACACGGUUCGAUCCAUCAAGGUUUGAAGGCGCAGGACCAACUCCAUUCACAUAUGUGCCAUUUGGAGGGGGUCCUAGGAUGUGUUUGGGGAAAGAAUUUGCCCGAAUGAAAGUACUUGCGUUCCUUAACAACAUCAUAACCAAUUUCAAAUGGGAAGUGUUGAUACCUGAUGAGAAAAUUGAAUAUGAUCCCAUGCCUACUCCAGUAAAAGGGUUUCCGAUUCGUCUCCAUCCUCAUCAUAUUGAAUAAUUUUAGCAUGAAUGGAUUAUGGAUGUCCCAGAUGAUUAUAGAUUAUUCAUGUUUUGAUUUGCAUGUGGGAAGUCAUAUGUUGGAUAUUGGAUAUAUGGUGAAUGUAUAUUUAGUAAAUUUUUAAUUUAGUGAAAUUAUAAAUAUUAUUUAAUUUCUUCA
Messenger RNA from Helianthus annuus (common sunflower), 1566 nucleotides. Its product is annotated as beta-amyrin 28-monooxygenase. The record is from RefSeq and is a predicted model, not a curated record. Gene Ontology annotation, molecular function: iron ion binding; heme binding; oxidoreductase activity, acting on paired donors, with incorporation or reduction of molecular oxygen. The coding region runs from base 127 to 1407 and encodes 426 amino acids. Gene Ontology annotation, biological process: sterol metabolic process. NCBI's taxonomy places the organism in Eukaryota, Viridiplantae, Streptophyta, Magnoliopsida, Asterales, Asteraceae. The transcript has 4 exons.